This is a messenger RNA of Kluyveromyces marxianus DMKU3-1042, 642 nucleotides long. RefSeq names its product emp24/gp25L/p24 family protein (gene ERP5). The coding region runs from base 1 to 642 and encodes 213 amino acids. Gene Ontology annotation, biological process: intracellular protein transport; endoplasmic reticulum to Golgi vesicle-mediated transport; Golgi organization. Gene Ontology annotation, cellular component: Golgi apparatus; endoplasmic reticulum-Golgi intermediate compartment; COPII-coated ER to Golgi transport vesicle. The record is from RefSeq and is a predicted model, not a curated record. NCBI's taxonomy places the organism in Eukaryota, Fungi, Ascomycota, Saccharomycetes, Saccharomycetales, Saccharomycetaceae. The transcript has a single exon.
AUGAGGUCCGAUAUACUUCUUAGGAUAUUUUUUCUGCUUUUACAAUGCUCUUUAGGGAAAUGCUUACAUUAUUAUCUUCGAAGCGGGGAGACAAAGUGUUUUUAUGAAAACUUGGAUAAGGGUGAACUAUUAGCAGCGACUUUUCUGGGCCAAGUAGAACAAGAAGAUGGUACAUAUGAUGAGGAUGAGGCUUUAACAUUUCAUAUCACAAUUUUUGAAACAUUCGACAAUAAUCAUUGUAUCUUAGAUCAGAAGUCAGUUCCACCGGGACCCUUUGCAUUCAGCGGUAUAGAUAAGGGUGAACAUAAAAUAUGUCUGCAACCUCACCACAUCGACAGCUCAAAACGCGUGAAGAUAACCCAUGACGUAAAUUUUGGAGACGCUGUAUCUAUUCAAAGCAAAAGAAAUAGCGCUAUGCUCAGUCUAAAAGAGCGAAUUCGUCAAUUGAAUGAACGGCUAUUAACGAUAAAAAAUGAACAAGAAGAAAUUAAAUUAAAAGAACCAAAAUUUAGGUCAACCACGGAGGAAACUAACCAGAAAGUUAUGUACCUAUCAAUAGUAGUGUCUGUUGUUCUUGUACUUACCUGCAAAUUUCAGCUACGCUAUUUAAAGACCUUGCUGGUUAAAAAGAAGCAGAAGUAG